AAGAUAACGCGUCGUAUCAAUGUGGGUACUCUUGGGUUCCCUGUGGCAAGAAUGAAUGCCGAGGAACGCCUGCUAGGUACUGCAGGGCGACAUGUUUGCGAUCCAAAGAUUUUUUUCAUUUCCCUCAAGAUAUUUCUCUACAUACGUACUUCAUGGAAAGCAGAGAMCGAUUUUUUURAAGAUGUCUUUACAGCCCAGAGAAAGCMUUCAUACAUCGAGAGCUGCCGCUCUUUUUUUUAAGAAACACGGCGCCGUAGUGACCGAAACAGCUACAAGCCAGCAAGACAAGAGCUUUUUUUUUGUUAUUCUGGGAUGGAAUGGUGCACAAGAUAGACACCUAGAGAAAUAUAGUGUUUUUUUUACCCAAAAGAACUAUGGGACGUUUAGAGUCACAGCCAAUGCUUUUGAUACAUUUUUUUUUCUUGAUAGYAAAGUGAAGGACAAUGGGCUCAAGUAUUUGCAGGUUCUUGAAGGCAUGGAUGUCUAUGACAGACCUGUCAUCUUUUAUGCGUUCAGUCAAGGAGGUGGUGCUGUGUUUUUUUUCAUGAUGCAAGCUAUAACMAUGCCACAAAGUSAAUACUUUGGUAAAAUUAAAGUUUUUUUUACAAUUUUUGAUAGCUGCCCCCUUAAACUAGACAUCAGUGGUAAACAAAGGCUUUUUUUUUGCAUCACAGAUAAUAUGAGUAAUCCUAUCUUAAAAACACUGGUCUGGUAUGGAUUUUUUUUUGUGGUUGAGGUUGGUGUUCGUUCAAGCUCUAUAAUGCCUCAUUAUAUGGAUGAUUUUUUUGCUUCUUCAUUGACRUGUAAUCAGCUGGUCCUUUACUCUAAGGCUGAUCUCUACUCACCGCAUGAAGACAUCACAGAUUACAUAGAUGCAMGGAGAAAGAGAGGAGUACAUGUUGUUUUUUUAUUCUGGGAAAACUCACCACAUGUYAGCCACUUUAAGGAGCACCCUGAGGAGUACCUGGGUCUUGUGAAUGAUUUUGUACGUGAUUGCCUCAUACCAGAAAAAAUGGAAACAAUUUCAUCAAAAUUAUAACUUUCUACUAAUAACAAAACAUCAGAGUUUUGAAUUUAUAUUUUGCUUUUUUUAUGUGAUUUUUACUGUAUAAUUGUACUUUUUUCAGUG
This is a messenger RNA of Exaiptasia diaphana, 1129 nucleotides long. Its product is annotated as transmembrane protein 53-like. NCBI's taxonomy places the organism in Eukaryota, Metazoa, Cnidaria, Anthozoa, Actiniaria, Aiptasiidae. The record is from RefSeq and is a predicted model, not a curated record. The transcript has a single exon. The coding region runs from base 92 to 1039 and encodes 315 amino acids.